Molecule: messenger RNA, 1257 nt
Organism: Symbiodinium pilosum
Lineage: Eukaryota; Dinophyceae; Suessiales; Symbiodiniaceae
Source: the annotation of a GenBank genome assembly
AUGGUUGCGGUGCUGUUUGUUGCGGGUUGCACCACUCAGAAUCUGGGUGGGACCUACAAUGCUUCUAAAAAUGCUGGUCUAACCGACGGCGCGUCCGUUGCGAUUAUCUAUGUCGAUGCUGAUGUAGCGGAUGGGAUUGGUUAUCAGACCUGGGCCAAUGGUGACGCACAGGGAUUGGUCUAUCCCAACACCUUUAGACGUAUCGGUCCUGUGCAGGGUUUAGUAGAGAUUGGAUUUCGAGAACAAUAUGUCGGCAAGAUCAUUGGAGAGGAUUUGCCGGAGUCAUUUACCUUGCUUGGCUCUCCUCUGUCGUUCAGCGCACCGUUUAUACUAGCUGUGGAUGUAGGACAGAACGAAGUCCAUUUCAUUCGCGUACGCAAAGAAUCUAGUGAAGAGUUUUUCGCCUGUGACGAAAGUGCCGACACCACUACGCUGUGCAGUGAAAAGCAGUACAAGACGGUCAUUGAGGAAGUGGACGCGACAACCGCAACUGCCGCCCUUACUGAGAUGCGGAAGAGUUUAUACGCGCCGUUGACACCGAUUCCGCCGGGUAGCCAGAUUCGGAUCGCAAUUAACGUGCUGGAUGUAGAGUCGCCGGAUGCUUGGGAUACAGGCGAGGCGAUGGGACGAGGCGCAGCAGUUGGUGCUGGCGUGGGGUUCGCAGGAGGUGCGGCUGCGGGUCUUGAAUUUACGAUUGCGUGCGGGCCGUUUUUCUACAUAUGCGCUCCGUUGGCAGUUGUUGGCGCUGCCGGAGCUGCUGCUGUGGGUGCUGUUGGCGGCAGCGCACAUGGGGUGGCUAUAGCGUUGCCCGCGGAGAAGGCCAAUGCCUUGGAAGGGUUGAUCGAUGAAUACCUGAGCAACAAAAAUAUCCUGGAGGUUAUGCGCAACGACUUUGUUCAACGUCAAGAUGGGCGUUGGCAACUGAUCGAAUCAUCAAGUGGACCAAUCGUUGCAUUGGGUGUGGAAGCGCUCGGGCUUGAUCAGUUCGCUGGUGAUGAGUUAAUGAUCCGGAUGACCUCCUAUCUACGUGUUAGAUAUGGACCCGGCGAGCAAGAAGUAACCAAAAGAAUGCUCGUUAAUGCUGAAUCGGAACGCCACCAUGUGGACUACUGGAUUGCCGAAGGUGGCGCCAAUCUUGAAGCAGAGUUGAAUGCGGUGCUGGCAGAGAAUUCACGCCAGAUAGUUGCUGUGUUGAGUCAACCGCUUCGCAGUGGACCUUCGCGCAAAUCCAUCUUUGGUGUACCGCAAAACCAGUGA